Molecule: messenger RNA, 1833 nt
Organism: Oryza brachyantha (malo sina)
Lineage: Eukaryota; Viridiplantae; Streptophyta; Magnoliopsida; Poales; Poaceae
Product: cytochrome P450 72A15-like
Exons: 5
Coding region: 95-1657 (520 amino acids)
Molecular function (GO): heme binding; iron ion binding; monooxygenase activity
Source: RefSeq, a predicted model, not a curated record
GGUCUCGCGGCACCGCCGUUCAUUCGGCUUGCACUGCCACCACCUGAGAGGGCUGAGGGCUAGCGGCGAAGGAGAGCUGCACGCACCGGCGCUGAUGCUGGGAGCUGAGGCCUCACCGUGGAGCCUGGCCGGCGCGGGCGCGGCCGUGGCGCUGCUGUGGCUGUCCGCCUGGACGCUGCAGUGGGCGUGUUGGACGCCGCGGCGGCUGGAGCGGGCCCUGCGGGCGCAGGGCCUCCGGGGCACCAGGUACCGCCUCUUCAUCGGCGACGUGGCGGAGAACGGCCGGCUCAACAGGGAGGCCGCGUCCAGGCCGCUGCCGCUCGGCUCGCACGACAUCGUCCAGCGCGUCGCCCCGUUCUUCUGUAACGUCCUUAAAGAGCACGGGAGAUUGCCGUUCGUUUGGACAGGCCCAAAGCCAAUGGUGAUUAUCACAGACCCAGACCUAGCGAGGGAGGUUUUGUCCAACAAGUCUGGCGACUUCUGCAAACAAGUUACUGUGGGUAUUUCUAAAUUUGUUGUUGGAGGAGUUGUAACGUAUGAAGGUGAGAAAUGGGCAAAACAUCGGAGAAUUCUCAACCCUGCCUUCCACCAGGAGAAAAUAAAGCGGAUGUUGCCAGUUUUUGCAGCAUGUUGCACUGAAAUGAUCACUAGAUGGAGGAAUUCAAUGUCUUCUGAAGGACUAUCUGAGUUGGACGUUCGGGAUGAAUUUCAAAACCUUACUGGAGAUGUCAUCUCAAGAACGGCAUUCGGUAGCAGCUACCAAGAGGGGUGGAGAAUUUUUCAGUUACAAGAAGAGCAAGCUAAACGCGUACUUCAAGCUUUUCAGAGAAUCUUCAUCCCGGGCUAUUGGUACUUGCCAAUUAAAAACAACAGACGGAUCAGGGAAAUUGAUCGAGAAAUACGCACGAUUCUGCGAGGAAUAAUUGUAAAAAGAGACGAGGCAAUAAGAAAUGGUGAAAGUAGCAAUGAUGAUUUGCUGGGAUUAUUGGUGGAAUCAAAUAUGAGGCAAUCAAAUGAAACAGAAGAUGUAGGAAUGAGUAUAGAAGAUAUGAUCGAGGAAUGCAAGUUAUUUUACUCUGCAGGUUCGGAGACAACAUCAGUGUUGCUCACUUGGACAUUAAUUCUGCUAAGCAUGCACCCAGAGUGGCAAGAGCGAGCAAGAGAGGAAGUGCUGCUCCAUUUUGGAAGAACCACACCAGAUUAUGAUGGCUUGAGUCGUCUAAAGAUUGUAACAAUGAUCCUAAACGAAGUCCUUAGGUUAUACCCACCGGUGGUGUUCCUCCAAAGAAGAACACACAAGGCAACGGAGCUUGGCGGCAUCAAGUACCCUGAAGGAGCGCACUUCACAUUGCCCGUUCUAUUAAUUCACCAUGAUCCCAGCAUCUGGGGACAAGAUGCAAGCGAGUUCAACCCGGAGAGGUUCGCCAAUGGAGUCUCCAAGGCGACGAGGUUUCAGGCCGCUUUCUUUCCGUUUGCAUGGGGUGCUCGGAUCUGCCUUGGGCAGAGCUUUGCGAUGAUGGAAGCCAAGAUGGCGCUCGCCACCAUCCUCCAGAGCUUCUCCUUCGAGCUCUCACCGUCCUACACCCACGCACCGCACACCGUGCUGACUCUCCAGCCACAGCACGGUGCCCAAAUUAAGCUGAGGAAGCUCUCAUGAUAAUACUCCAUUUUGAAAUAAGUAUUUUAUUUUCAUACUUAUUUAAAAGAAAACAAUAGUGCUAGUGAAUCUGCCACCCCACCUUCCUGGGCUGAUCUUUUACAAAAUACUCCAUGUCCUUAAAUGUUAAAAGAUACUUCUACAAAUAUGUAAGAGUUAAUAUCAUGCCAAACAAU